CUUGUCAGUGCAGGCGACGCUCUUGGCUACGUUGCUCUUGGACCAGCAAGAUUUCUUAAUAUGCCUUUUCUUGUGCUUUUCUGCACAGCACUAUGGCUCGCUAUCGAAUAUUACGCUUUCAUGACGAUUGCUAUGUGCAUGGUCUAUAGAUAUGUGACCAUUACCGGAACAAGUCUCAGCGAAAGGCAACUGGUGGCUAUUUCCGUUAUCACGUUUUUGCUCCCGCUAUCGACUGGAAUUGCUUUACUUGUAUCUAAUCCGGAUUUUUCGGAGUUGCAUAGCAUAAUGGAUAAGCUAAGGCCGGAAUAUGAUUUGCAAAGAUACGGGAAUUACUGCGGUUUUCCGAACGUCAAAAAUAUAUUCAUCAUGUACUUAAUUGUUGUGCUAUGCGGUAUCGCAAUAAUUUCGUACAUUGUGAUGAUAACAGUAGGGCUUCGGACGAGAAGUUUUCUGGCGGAAAAAGCGGAAGAUUUGUCUGCAAAAAAUCUUCAAAUUUUCAAGAUGAUGAUAAAGGCUCUUAUAAUCCAAGCGUUGGUGACAGUAUUGUUCUCGUUUCCUCAUCUAUUUCUGUACAUGCUGCUACAAUUUACAUCGUUUCGCUGCCUUGCAGCAGAGUAUAUAGGGGUCUUGAUCUCUCCACUGGUGAUCGUGGUUGAUCCCUGCAUUACUUUAUACUAUGUCUUACCCUACAGACGCUAUCUACUAAGAAAAUUUGGUUUUGCCAAUGAGACUGUAUCGCAAACGGCAAUGAGCACGACAGCAGCUGCUGACUACAUCAGGAAUCCAGUGAAGCAAUGA
Messenger RNA from Cylicostephanus goldi, 798 nucleotides. NCBI's taxonomy places the organism in Eukaryota, Metazoa, Nematoda, Chromadorea, Rhabditida, Strongylidae. The record is from the annotation of a GenBank genome assembly.